Neoarius graeffei (lesser salmon catfish) is the source of this 1125-nucleotide messenger RNA. RefSeq names its product opioid receptor, delta 1a (gene oprd1a). Gene Ontology annotation, cellular component: neuron projection; membrane. Gene Ontology annotation, molecular function: neuropeptide binding; G protein-coupled enkephalin receptor activity. The record is from RefSeq and is a predicted model, not a curated record. The transcript is spliced from 3 exons. Gene Ontology annotation, biological process: neuropeptide signaling pathway; G protein-coupled opioid receptor signaling pathway. NCBI's taxonomy places the organism in Eukaryota, Metazoa, Chordata, Actinopteri, Siluriformes, Ariidae. The coding region runs from base 1 to 1125 and encodes 374 amino acids.
AUGGAGCUGUCCACUGCUGCUGAAGCUGAUUUCCCCGACCUUUACUCAGUCCUUCCCUACAACGUUACAUUCCCGGACGAUGUGACCGGCUUCGUCCCGGAUGGACAAAACCGCUCAGAACAAAACCCCUCGAAAGGAACAGCGGGGAUCGUAGUCGCGGUCUCCAUUACGGCUCUCUACUCCAUCAUCUGCGUGGUGGGACUUCUCGGGAACAUCCUUGUGAUGUAUGGGGUGGUCAGAUAUACCAAGAUGAAAACUGCCACAAACAUCUACAUUUUCAACCUGGCUUUGGCUGAUGCUUUGGUCACCAGCACACUUCCCUUCCAGAGUGCUAAAUAUCUAAUGAACACCUGGCCUUUUGGCGAGCCCCUGUGCAAGCUUGUCAUAGCCAUUGACUAUUACAACAUGUUCACUAGCAUCUUCACCCUGACCAUGAUGAGCGUUGAUCGUUACAUUGCUGUGUGCCACCCAGUCAGGGCGCUCGAGUUCCGGACUCCUGUCAAGGCUAAGCUUAUCAACGUGUGUGUUUGGAUUCUCUCAUCCGCCAUUGGUGUGCCCAUAAUGAUCAUGGCCAUUACCAAGGUGACAGACCAAGGAAACACAGUCUGUACUCUGAAGUUUCCUGAUCCUGACUGGUACUGGGACACAGUCACAAAAAUCUGUGUUUUCAUCUUUGCCUUUGUGGUACCAGUCCUUGUCAUCACAAUCUGCUAUGGGUUGAUGAUCCUUCGCCUGCGCAGUGUUCGGCUCCUCUCUGGUUCCAAGGAGAAGGACAGGAACAUGCGUCGCAUCACUCGCAUGGUGCUAGUGGUGGUGGCUGCUUUUAUCAUCUGCUGGACACCCAUUCACAUCUUCAUUAUUAUCAAAACCUUGGUGGAGAUUGAUCAGAGGAAUCCCUUUGUCAUCGCUAGCUGGCACCUGUGCAUUGCCCUUGGUUACAUCAACAGCAGUCUCAACCCCAUUCUAUAUGCCUUCCUAGAUGAGAAUUUCAAGAGGUGCUUCAGGGAGUUCUGCCUACCUUUCCGUACCAGGAUGGAACAGAACAGUCUUUCCAGAGCUAGGAAUGCCAUCCGCGAACCAGCUUCAGUUUGUGCCCCAUCCCAGUCAGGAAGGACGCCAGUAUGA